AGGGACAUGUCACCUUCAGUUAACAGUUUGAGUUAUUGUUAUCAAACACUCGCGAUUCCUCUUCAGCUGGUUUCUGGUUCAAGAGUUCAACGUCAGCUGACUCGCCAUCUUCACUCAUUGACACAAACUCACACAACUAUUGAUCGAGACCCACCAAAUAAGUUGAAAUGAUAGAGGGUGGUGCAAGAAUCAGGCUGAGCAGGUGGCAACAGGCAGCAGUUGCGCUGGGUUCAGCGGUGGGUGCAUUGGUAGACCCGAGAAGAGCUGAUUUAAUUGCAGCUCUUGGUGAAACCACCGGCAAACCUGCUUUUGAAAGGGUUCUUCAGAGAAUGAAGAAUAGCCCAGAAGGCAGAGCAUUACUUUUGGAGAGACCACGUGUAAUAUCGGCAAAUGUAGGGCAUGCGUGGGAUUUGCCACCAAACACAUUUGGUGCUGCCUAUGCUAGAUUCAUGGGAUCCAGGAACUUUUCUCCUGAUGACCGUCCGCCAGUGCGUUUCAUGGACACAGAUGAAUUGGCAUAUGUAGCCAUGCGGGCUCGUGAGGUGCAUGAUUUCUGGCACACCCUAUUCGACCUGCCCACCAACCUAAUCGGAGAGUCAGCACUGAAGGUGAUAGAAUUCGAGCAAAUGUAUCUUCCAAUGUGCAUAAUGUCGGUCGUGGGCGGCACAGCAAGAUUCAAUGAGAAGCAGAGAAGACUGUUCUUGCAGCAUUACCUUCCAUGGGCAGGCCGAGCUGGAAUGCAGUGCACGGAUCUCAUGUGUGUAUAUUACGAGAAGCACUUUCAUGAAGAUCUAGAUGAAGUCCGCAGGAAAUGGGGUAUCUCUCCUGCCCCUGUUGCUCCUAAACAAAAUGCACACAUCACAGAUAUCUAAAAGUUGAGCUAAGCUGAAAGAUAUAAUCUAGAAGACCCUAACAUUGUGGUCUGGGGAACCACAUAAACGAUCGGAACAUGGUCAACACAACUGCAGUCUUAUAAUGAGCCUCCUAGUCAAUGCUUGCUCAGAGUCUGAUUUUUAUUGAAGUGGUGUUGAAAGUCUAUCUAAUUCUUCUAAUGUUAUUUCAUUUAUUUGGUUUUAGCACUGCCAGGAUUUUAGCAUUAGCAUUGCAACCAGUGAGAUUUUGUUUACUCGUUCUCCUGAACCAUGUAUAGUUUUAUUUAAGGAAGCUACAUAGCUGUUUUUUUUUUUCAUUUGAUGCUCCAGUCACCCGUUGAUACGAGUUCUUUAUUUCAAUGUUUAGUUCCUGUAUUUAAACAUAAUUCUAAAACUCUAUAUUUAUUGUUUUAUUA
This is a messenger RNA of Mercurialis annua (annual mercury), 1288 nucleotides long. Its product is annotated as ubiquinone biosynthesis protein COQ4 homolog, mitochondrial-like. Gene Ontology annotation, cellular component: mitochondrial inner membrane. Lineage: Eukaryota; Viridiplantae; Streptophyta; Magnoliopsida; Malpighiales; Euphorbiaceae. The coding region runs from base 168 to 872 and encodes 234 amino acids. Gene Ontology annotation, biological process: ubiquinone biosynthetic process. The transcript is spliced from 3 exons. The record is from RefSeq and is a predicted model, not a curated record.